AUCCCUUUAAGUUCGGUCUCUUCCUCUUUUUCAUCUAAUAGGAUUUUAUUAGUGCUAAUCCAGUAACAUCUGACAUUUAGUGUCAAUCCUAUAAAACACAAGCACACAACAUUGCCUUGCACAUUUUCUUUUACGUGUAAAGGGAAUGAUAAGGCUCUAAGAAACAGGAAUUCUUUACUCCAUCAUCUGCAAUCUCCUUUCUGUAAUUUACCAGCCUUCUCAAGUCUGUUAUCUUUUCUUUCUGUAAGCUAAUACUUAAAUUUGUCUCAAUUUUUUUGAUGAUGUCUCUCAUGUUUCCCAGUUUCUCUCUUCUCUCCCCAGGACACAUUUUUCAAGUGUGUUCCGCCUUGCAUUGCAUUGGGGAAAUGGACCAUCUUGCACUCUUCUUGUGGUCUCUUCCACCUCAGGUAUCUGCAUCUCUCUCCAUGAGUGAGACAUUCUCCAGAGGGGAGAAUGCAAGAUCUUAUAUAACAGUUGGGGAAGACAGGACCAAAAAGACAAACUGUUUGAAGGUAUGGCAGAGUGAAUGGAAAGCCAUAUAGUUGUUUCUACACUAAAUCCAGUUUAUACCCACUGUUAUAACUUCAGGAAAUGCCAUGUUCUAAAGGCAUACCAAUGGGUGUGAUAUGUAGACAUAACUUCCAGACAGCCUUUAUUAACUUGCUAUCAACAUAUGUUUCUAGAUGAAAUUUCAUAUGUUGCAAUCACCAUAUAAGAUAUUAAUAUAUAUAUAUAUAUAUAUAUAUAUAUAUAUAUAUAUAUAUAUAUUUGAGGUAAUGCAAUAUAUAUAUAUUCUUAUUUUUCAAAAUUCUGUCAAAUAUAUCUUAAUGGGAUAAUAUGUGAGCAUAUACAUCAUCCAUCACCACGUAUCUGAUGUAUUAAUAGGACUAAAUGAUUUUUGGAACUUUCAUUUUUGGUGUGCAAGUUAUUUUCUGAGUUUGCACCCUCAGUAUGUACUCACAUCACUUACAUUAAGCAUUCUUCCUAUUUGAACUUAUUCCUUGCUGGUGGUGGCUCAGCACUUAACCUUAGUGCUUAUAAAAUAUAUUGGUUUAGUGUAUCUUCCUUCUAUGAAAGGUCAGCAUUGAUGCAGAGGUCAAUUCAGGAUCAAAUGUCAUGAUAAAUAAUGGGAAAAGGUUGCUGACUUACCUGUGUUUUAAUCAAAUGCAAUAUUUUAAUAUUUUGAAUGAAUGGAUUUAUUAAAAUGUAUUAUUUAUUAAAUCAUGUUUGUUUAAAUUAAAUUGUCUUGUUAUGAGGUAGUAAACUACAAAGAUAGAAACACCCCUGUAUAACUUUAAUCUAGUGGGUAGCUGAAAUACUUGUUAUGAGUCUGGUCCAGAAUACUUGUGGAAAUGUCCAUUCCAAUAGAUAAAGUGAUAAAACAGUAUAGAUAUCAAUACAAUAUGGGAAAUUAAGUAACAAAUAAUUACUUAAGUAACAUUAGAAUAGUAGAAAUGUAUGUAGGAAUGAAAUCUGGCAGUAUUCACAUAAUUUUGUAUUCCUUUUAUAUAGAAAAUGUGAACAAAAAAGAGGAUAGUAACAUAAAAUGUGUUAAUGAAAAGCAUGCAUGGAAGAAUAGGAGAGUAUAGAAGAGAAAAUUAGGAAAUCAAAUUAAAACAUAGUACAAGAAAAUGCUGAGAACUGGCAAGAAAUCAACUAGCAUUGCAUUUAGUCCCUGCUCAUUUCUCAAACUAGUUUGAGGUGGCAGUAGAGAUAAACUGGAAUAUACUCUGGGUGACUGACAUAAUAUGAGAACAAGUCAUGAGACCCAGAUAUCUUAUUUAUUGUUCAUUUCUGAUUUGGUCCGAAGACAUUGGGGUUAAUUCACUAAACUAUAACAAUAAUUGCAAAAUUUGCUCUGAAAUUACCAAAAUAUAUGUUGGAUUUUUCCAACACAGCUAUUGUAGCAUUAAUGUUAUUUUGGUUUCUGUUCAUUUCAGUACACCAGUUAGUACUUUUGUGUUACGAGGAUUCAUGGAAUCUCAUCCAUCAGGUUUUUAACAUAUGAGGCCCUGGCACAAUUUUUAGAUGUUUAUGAUAGUUCUUCUAGGACAAGACUAGAAGAAUUUUACGAGAGUGUUAUCUUCGGGACCCAUAUCCUAGUGCUGCUCAGAAGAGACACCUUUCAUAUGUAACUGGGCUACAUCCUUCACAGGUGACCAACUGGUACAAGAACCGGAGACAAAGGGACAGGGCAGCUACCUCUAAAACUGGGUAAGUAUUGAGCUGACCAAUAGAUCUUUUGUAUGUAACUAACUGCACACAGGGCAGCUAAGUGAUUAAUGAGCUGAUCAAUAGAUAUAUAUGUUUUGUCUUUUAUCCCAACAGUAGGCUACCAGUGCUCUUUUGUCCUGCUUAAAAUCACAUGGUGGAUUAAUUAAUAUGACAGAAAGGGUGUCUCAUUAUUCUCCUUUAAUCCUACUGUUUCAAUAUAGUCCAGAUUAAAUUUUCAGGUGACAAUAAAUACAAAUUUGUAAAACAACAACCAACUAAGGUGUAACAAAAAUAUGGAUGUAUGUUUCAUAUUAAGAAAAAAACAAGAGGUUAACAGUAUUGAGUAAGUUAAUAGCAACUUCUAGUAUAGAGUGUGCUAUAUAAUGCGUUUUCUACAUCUUGUUUUGCCUGUGUUUGUUAAGGUAUAUAAAGUCAGAGAGCCAUGGCAGGGUACAUGUAUUGAUGACCUUUCCAGCCAUUCUUAUUGCUCAGCACCUGUUCCCUAUCCAUAAAAUUACAUAAUUCUUAUAUUGGUUAUUCUCAGGACCUUGACACAUCUUCUUGUUUCUUUUUUCUUGAUGCUCAUUUUUUCUGCUAUCCUAGAAAUGCCUUGUGGCAUGAUCCUGUAUUUCCUCUGGCGUCCCAUCUGCCCAAAGGCUCAUAAUCAUCUCAACCUUUCAGGCUGAACUGUUUUGUUCUUAUACUUUGCCUAUAUUUUUAGUAUUCAGCAGUUCUGAUUCAGUGUGCAGUUAAAUGUUGUGCCUGACAACACCCUGGGGCCAAGCUUUGACAUCGGUCCUGCUUGAGUUUUUUUCUUGUUUGAUGAUUUGUGAUUCUUCAUAGGUUGCAAGAUAGAACCUAUGAUGACAAACCAAAUUGUACUUUGCUUAUAAAGAUUCCUCCUACAUUAUCCACCUAUUUGUUCUAAAGCUCCAACAUGCUUCUGUCCCAAACAAUGGGCUCUGGCAGAGGGUGGUUGACUUGUGCUACAUUCUGCUAGGCUAAUACACAGGCUUGUGCCAAUUGGGAUACAGCCAAUUUAGGAAAUAUGUUCUAGAAUAUAAUAAUCAAGAAAAAAAAUAUGUAUGAGCUCUGCAAGCAGCAACCUGCAAAAUAUAACUAUCAACAUAUUCCUCUGCUCUCAAGGUUAGGAUGCAAGAGUACCUUUGCCCUCAUGAGCUGAGAAAGGCAGAACUGGAAAUGACAUACCUGCCAUUUUUCAUGUAGGUUGGCACAGGAAAAAGGGAGAUUUUAGUCUGUCCAUCUCUAAGCUGGGUGGCAUAAUGACAGAGACAGAUGGGUGCUGUGAGUGUUUCCCUCCCUCUCAAUCUGACAGUUACACAGACAGGAGGAAGUUAGAGAAUUUCUCACCCUUUUUCCAAUUUACAGGAUGACAGUAUGACAAUGCAAGCAGAAGGAAACGAAGAGCAUGUUUCAUAUAUAUAUACAGUACGUCACAGGCAGAAUGGAGCUAUUGAUGUGUUAACCCUUGUCAUACCUGCAAGCUUCUAAGCACCACUAUUUUGGUUCUAUUUCAGGCUCUAGAAAAUAAAGAUCUCAGAAGGCGACGAUAUGCGUGAGAUGAAUUAACUAAAACAAGAACAUCUCAAGUACAUUGCCUAGGUCAUCACUUUUGAUUUAUUAUUUUUAUUAAUAUGAUGGGGUGAUAGUUAUUUUAAAAACUAGGAGACAUUUAUAGUGGCUGGCGUGAAUUAAAAUGAAAUUAUUAAAACUUAAAUAUAUGCCUAUUACAAAUGAUAGUUUUAAUAAUCUCAUAUGUCUUCUGUUACAGAUUUUGAUUAACAGUAUUUGUAUACUUCUUUUAAAAAACAUCUGCUUGUUUGAUACUUACUUGCACACUCUUCAUUUUAUUAGAAUAAUGCUGGUGAAAAUAUAAUCUAUUAUCAAUGUUAAUGUGGAUAUUUGUUAAGCAAAUAAGCAGCUUGCUGUUCCUUGUCAUUUCAAAGCAAUAAUAGGGGAACAGCAGUUGCCUUUAAUAAAC
This is a messenger RNA of Pelobates cultripes (western spadefoot toad), 4216 nucleotides long. Lineage: Eukaryota; Metazoa; Chordata; Amphibia; Anura; Pelobatidae. The record is from the annotation of a GenBank genome assembly.